AUUACUUCUCCCUUUUUGACUCACGUGCAUUGAAAACAUGGCGGCGCCCAUGGCCGAAACACAAAUUGUUCCAGCUAAAAAAACGACUGUGCGAGCUCCACGGAGGGUGGCCAAUCAAAUUCCUGAUGAAAUUCUUCAAGACCUGGAGUUACAGGAGGCAAUCUGUGCUCUGCCUGGGAAUUACAACUUUGAAAUCCACAAGACUGUCUGGCGAAUAAGACAGGCCAAGUCUAAGAGAGUGGCCCUUCAGCUUCCCGAGGGCCUGCAGAUGUUUGCCUGUGUCAUCGCUGACAUCAUCGAGAGGUUCACGGAGGCUGACACGAUCGUGAUGGGGGACGUGACGUACGGGGCCUGCUGCGUGGACGACUUCACGGCCCGCGCCCUGGGGGCGGAUUUCAUGGUGCACUACGGCCACAGCUGCCUCGUCCCCAUCGACUCCACCGCCGGCAUUAAGAUGCUGUACGUCUUUGUGGACAUCCAGAUGGACAACGCACACUUUCUGGACACCGUCAAGUUCAACUUCCCCCGUGGACAAUCGCUGGCACUCGUUAGCACCAUCCAGUUUGUGGCUGCGCUGCAGGCGGUGAGUGCAGCUUUGGGUCUAGAGUAUGAGGUGUCGGUUCCCCAGUGUCGUCCCCUGUCCCCUGGAGAGGUCCUUGGCUGCACCUCGCCCCGCCUCAACCAGAAUACCAACGCCGUCAUUUACCUGGGAGAUGGCAGGUUCCACCUGGAGUCUAUCAUGAUUGCCAACCCAGAGAUACCUGCCUACAGGUAUGACCCAUACAGUAAGGUAUUCUCUAGGGAGUACUAUGACCAUGAAGCCAUGAGGUCCAUUCGGCUGCAGGCCAUCGAUAAGGCUCGCUCUGCCCAGAGAUGGGGCCUCAUACUGGGCACGCUGGGUCGGCAGGGCAAUCCCAAGGUCCUGGAGCACCUGGAAUCCAAGCUUGAGUCUCUUGGCAAGUCCUUUACUCGAGUGCUUCUCUCUGAGAUUUUUCCCAGCAAGUUGGAUCUAAUGGCAGAAGUAGAUGCGUGGGUCCAGGUGGCCUGCCCGCGUCUUUCCAUCGAUUGGGGCUCGGCCUUCUCCAAACCUCUGCUGUCUCCAUAUGAGGCAGCUGUGGCGCUCCAGCAGGUUGGCUGGCAGGAGGUGUACCCCAUGGACUUCUACUCCAAUCAGAGUCUGGGGCCGUGGACACCAAACCACCCCGACAACCAACCAGCUCGACCUGCCCGCAAGCAGACACAGAAGACUGGCUCCCAGCCAGCCCCUCCCACUGCUCCUCUGCAGCAGCCUAAACAGUGUGGACUGAACCAGUGCGCCCCUGGUGGCUGUCAGGGAGAAUGACAUGUUCAUCACAGUUGCUGGCUGCCAAGCGGCUCCCAUCAUAGCUAUCUGUUGGAGCCAGGCUGGGCUAGUGGGGAGUGUCAACACAGCAUCCACAGGAUGUCUUUCAAUCUGAGCUCUGUUUGACUCCUCACCACCCCCAGGGCAGCGCAGCACAUGAGAAACCCGACAUCAGGGUCUAUUCUAUUUCCAGUCAAGUGUUCCUGACAGAAUGGACGACACUGCACCUACCUUUUGUUACCUUUGGUGAGGUUGUAUUCGUUGAGCACAGAGACAGUGGAAAGGGAGGGAGGUGAAUGAGUCAGGAAUGUGUGUGAGUGGGCUCCCUGCCUUUUUAUGUUGAAAGAGAAAAUGCUAUAACCGGUUGAUCUGUGUGGGUAAUAUAACGAGAAAGGAAGACAGAAGGCUGACCCUGAGUUACUUGUACGAGAUGCCUGUGGAUGUGAGUGGCUUAAGUUAAAUACAAACCACUUAUCCCUGGAGCAAAAGGAUGGUGCCAACCCCUUUAAAGUGUUAACCUGCACACUCUGUUGAAAAGAUAAGGAAGAAACAGUGAAAGGGUUCGGCCUGUUUUCGUUUUAUUGUUUUAUACAAUGGCUCUCAAAAGUAUUCUCCCCCUUGGGCUUGGACCUUCCACAUGUUAUUGUUUUAUAACACAAAAUCAAAAUUGAUUUAAUUAUGAGUUUCUGACACUGACCAUCACAUCGAAAUGUAAAAAAUGUCAAAGUGAAAAAUAAAAUGUAGAAAUUGUUCACAUGCAAAACAGCAAAUCCUUGAUUGCAGAAGUAUUCACCCUUUAGUCAGUGUUUGUUAUAGGCAUCUUUGGCAGAAUUUACAGCCAUGAGUCUGCUUGUCUCUACUGCCUUUGCACAUCUGGACAAUGUUUUCCCAUUCUUUGCAAAAUCGUUCAAGCUCUGUCAAAUUGGAUUGGGGACCUUUUGGUGUAUUGCAAUUUUCAAUUCUUUCUACCUCUUGGGUUGAGUUGAAACCAAAUCCUGUCUUUCAUAGGACUGCUACAGAACAUUGACCCUCUGUGUAACUUUUGCUGUAUGUUUGGGGUCAUUGUCCUCAGCAGGUUUUCUUCCUGGAUUUCUCUGUACUUUGCUGCCUCUGUUUUACCCCUUCUAUGCCUGACACAGAGAAGAAUCCCUGUUUCAUGAUUCUGCCACCACCAUGCUUCACAGUACUGUUCUGUCUUUGUUGAAUUGUAUAAACCAACAUCACGAUGA
Molecule: messenger RNA, 2571 nt
Organism: Esox lucius (northern pike)
Lineage: Eukaryota; Metazoa; Chordata; Actinopteri; Esociformes; Esocidae
Gene: dph1
Product: diphthamide biosynthesis 1
Exons: 12
Coding region: 38-1342 (434 amino acids)
Biological process (GO): protein histidyl modification to diphthamide
Molecular function (GO): 2-(3-amino-3-carboxypropyl)histidine synthase activity
Source: RefSeq, a predicted model, not a curated record